Mangifera indica (mango) is the source of this 1718-nucleotide messenger RNA. Its product is annotated as probable sarcosine oxidase. NCBI's taxonomy places the organism in Eukaryota, Viridiplantae, Streptophyta, Magnoliopsida, Sapindales, Anacardiaceae. Gene Ontology annotation, molecular function: flavin adenine dinucleotide binding; sarcosine oxidase activity. The record is from RefSeq and is a predicted model, not a curated record.
CACAGAUUUAACACAGCCACUAAACUUUAAUCGCCUACAGAACAUUACAAAAGGAAUUAAAUUUGACAAGCAAAAGACAAAGCACUAAAGUACCAAGCCAACAUGAAAAUCCAGGCUCUCUCUCCUUGAAAAGCGACUUUCCCGUCACAUGAUCGACGUUCCAGAGCUUGGUGGUUGGCUGCUGAAUAAUAUUUUUUCGAGCAAUAGAGAGAGAGAGAGAGAGAAGGAGAUGGAAUCCUCCAAAGAAUUCGACGUAAUAGUUGUGGGUGGUGGCAUCAUGGGCAGCUCCACGGCCUAUCAGCUGGCCAAGAGAGCUCAGAAAACACUACUUUUAGAGCAAUUCGAUUUCUUGCACCACCGUGGCUCGUCUCACGGCGAGUCAAGAACCAUCCGUUCAACAUACCCAGAAGAUUACUACUUUCCUUUGGUAACCGAAUCUUCUCAGUUAUGGGAACAAGCCCAGUCCGAAAUAGGCUACAAAGUCUAUUUCAAAACCCAACAAUUCGACAUGGGUCCGUCGGAAAACAAGUCUCUCCGUUCAGUAAUAGCUAGCUGUCAAAAAAAUAAUGUUCCACAUCAAGUCCUUAACCGGCGCCAAGUCUCCGAGAAAUUCUCCGGCCGGUUUGACAUACCGGAGAACUGGGCUGGGCUGGUGACUGAGCUCGGUGGUGUGAUAAAGCCCACAAAAGCAGUGUCCAUGUUUCAAACACUAGCCAUUAAAAACGGUGCAGUUCUUAGAGAUAACAUGGAGGUCAAAGCUAUAGUAAAAGACAAUGUGAAGGGCAGUGGAAUUAUCGUAAUAAUCAGCAAUGGUGAGACAUUCUGGGCGAAGAAAUGUGUGAUCACGGCGGGGGCUUGGCUGGGAAAGCUGGCGAAAAGGGUCAGUGGGGUGGAUUUACCGAUUCAACCAUUGGAAACCUCCGUGUGUUAUUGGAGGAUUAAAGAAGGAAACGAGGAAGAUUACGCCAUUGGUGGAGGUUUUCCAACUUUUGCAAGUUAUGGGAAUCCAUAUAUAUAUGGAACGCCUUCAUUGGAGUAUCCGGGACUGAUUAAAGUGGCGGUGCAUGGUGGGUAUCCGUGUGAUCCGGAUAAUAGGCCGUGGGGACCCGUUUCUUUGAGUCAGCUGAAGGAGUGGAUAGAGGAGCGGUUUCAGGGUCGGGUCGAUUCAAACGGGCCUGUUGCUACUCAAUUGUGCAUGUAUUCGAUGACCCCAGACGAGGAUUUUGUGAUUGAUUUUUUGGGUGGGGAGGAGUUUGGGAAAGAUGUGGUGGUGGGUGGUGGGUUUUCAGGCCAUGGGUUCAAGAUGGCCCCGGUUGUGGGAAAGAUUUUGGCUGAUCUUGUGCUUCAUGGAGAGACAACAGGAGUCGAGCUAAAGCAUUUUCGGAUGGCAAGAUUUAAGGAGAACGCUAAUGGCAAUGCUAAAGAAUUUGAAGACCAAGUCAACUGCUGUGCUGCCAAUCACCAGUAAAACAUUUCAUCAGUCUCCCUUUACCUGAAAUAAAAUUUCAAGUCCAUGUUAUUUUACUAUGAAUAACAGUAUAGUAUUACAAUAAUGUUGUUUACAAAACAUUAUUGUAAUACAAACUGAUAUGAUAUAAUAUUAAUGUAACAUUGAUGUGGUGGAUGCUUUAGACCAAAGGUAUCCCCACAUCAAUCUAUAUAAUUUUUUUGUGCACAAGAAUUGUGUAUAUAGCAUUAAUGAUAAUAUAUUCUCUUAA